AGAGAACACAUGCCCAACCCAAACUGAAAAUGUAGAAAGAUAAAGCAAAAAUCAAAAAGUAUUUGCAAUGCGAAUAGUCACAAACAUGUAAAGGAAAUAAAUAUUUGGACUGGGUCAUACGUCCAGUGCAGGCUGUUAAAUCUUUUUUUGCUUUUUCAUUUAUUUCUCUUCUGCUAGUUUUCAGAUCUUACAUAUUUUGCUACCACUUGUUAUUCCAUUUUCAUACCCCCGUUGCAUUACGCAUUUGUUUUUAAUAUUUCCACUUAUAUCCAAUCGCCCUUUGCUUUAAUUGUAAAGCCCGGCGCGCGCUGCAUUUGUUGUCCGCACUCAUAGAAUACGCUCAGUACAUAUAAUUGUUUCUGUUUAAUGAUCAUCAACUACAAGCGAAUAUCCGCUCUGUUACACCCAGAGCCCGAGUUUAUGCGGCAGGUUUUAAAGGAGAUGCUGCACACUGGGAUAGCACUUAUGACUGUAUCAAUAGUCAUUAUAUGGUUAACAAUGUGCCAGGGCUGGUCUGACAUGCGAUGGGCGCGCUGGCGAAAACACGGUGAGAGGAGAACAGUGCCGCUGAAUGAUAUGGUUCUGGGCCGCCUGUCAUACAUGGAUGGUCGCAAUACGUGGGUUUCUGAUGCACUGGUUAACUCGGCCGGCAUAAUAUGUCUACUUGGCAACAUAUUAAUGGCGCGCGGGUGGCGGGCACGGUUAAUUGUGUUUCGGCGGAUCGCAUGGUUUUUGUCUAUUAUUUACUUCUUGCGGUCUAUCACUAUGUCAGUAACCACUAUACCACCGCCAAUCACAAACUGCGUGCCAAUAGUCAUUCAAGAUGCAAAUGAUAUGCUGAGAGUGAUCUCUGAUGUGCUUUCUGGCAGAACCAAGGGGUGCACAGAUAUGGUGUUUUCCGGACAUACAGCUGUUUGUGUUGUUUCGUUUCUGUUCUGGGUCAAGUACGCACGUCAUUGGUCGUUCAUUGUAUACAGCGCCAUACACACAGUGGUGGGUAUUUCUAGCGUGCUGCUGGUGCGCUAUCACUACACGCUGGACGUGCUCUUAGCCAUAAUGAUGACUUUCUUUGUUGACUUUGUCUACUACCGCUCCCUGGACUCUGCUGUGCGUCAGCGCUUAGCCGCCGACCGCUGCACUCGCUACAUCGCUGUUUUUGGCAAGGACGCGUUUGCCACUUCGGCCAAAAACCGCGGGACUGGCUUUGUGUACAGCCGCGUCGCAUCCGAGGACAAUAAAGAGUUUACCCACAGCAACACUGGCCCUGAUGCUAUCAACAACUCACCGGCACGUGCUGGCCAGGAUGCAAAAAUUGUUGAACUUGAACGAGCUUACAGCUCCGCAUUUACAUUGAACACGCCAGUGCAAGAACCAAAGACAGCAUUCCCUGAGACGCUCAUCGGUCCCGAUGAUAUUGAAAAGGCGCUUGGUACAUCAUUGGCACAGGAGCAGUUCUACACGACAGGCCUGGUCCACGAUGAGGACAGUAAUACUUACCACCAGGACAUGCUGCUUAUCAACAGACCACUGAGCAAGUGCCUCUCUACCGUCGUCGCAUGGAUGGACGGCCUGCACUUGCGCUGAUAUUAAAUAAAUG
Molecule: messenger RNA, 1597 nt
Organism: Kickxella alabastrina
Lineage: Eukaryota; Fungi; Kickxellomycota; Kickxellomycetes; Kickxellales; Kickxellaceae
Exons: 1
Coding region: 367-1584 (405 amino acids)
Biological process (GO): ceramide biosynthetic process
Cellular component (GO): Golgi membrane; endoplasmic reticulum membrane
Molecular function (GO): sphingomyelin synthase activity; ceramide cholinephosphotransferase activity
Source: RefSeq, a predicted model, not a curated record